Molecule: messenger RNA, 888 nt
Organism: Entrophospora sp. SA101
Lineage: Eukaryota; Fungi; Glomeromycota; Glomeromycetes; Entrophosporales; Entrophosporaceae
Source: the annotation of a GenBank genome assembly
AUGAAUAAUUUAGAAAUUAAAAAUAAUGCGUGGAUAAGCUCCGGAGUGUUGAAAAACGAAGUUGCUGACUUGUCAACAGAACAAGCAACAAUAUUAAAAAAAACUGAUUACUUUAUCAAAGAGCGUGCCCAAAGGUAUUUAAAGGAAGUAAACGCUGAAAAAGAAAAAAUUGACGCCACAGGCAGAGAAAUCAAAAAAGGUCUUAAUGGGCGAGAAAAAGCCCGCCAAGAAAAAGAAUUAGCCAACAAAUUAGCCGAACAAGAAAAUCAAGGCAAAACCCACGAAAAAGACAUUGAAAUUGCUAAAUAUCACGAAGAAAGAGGCAAAAUAAAAUGUGAUUGCUGGCAGUGUGCGGAAAGCAAAAAACUCCAAGCCGAAAUUAAAGAGGAAACGACCGAGGAAGAGAAAGCAGAAAAAUCAAAAUGCUCCGAAUGUGGCAAAAUGGUUAAGAAAUUGGACGAAGAAAAUGGAGUAUGUAAAAAAUGUCUAAAAGAAUACGGAGGAGUUAACAAACUACACCACCGAGCCGACAAUUUAUGUAAUAACUUCGGCGGAGUUCACAAAAUUUACCGAGAAUUAGGCAAGUAUGCCGAAUUUUUAAAAAAUAAGAUUGGUGAAGUUGACGAGCAAAAGCAAGAUAUUAAGCCAAAAUUAGAAAGCUUUUCGGGACUGAAUAUAUGCCCGAAUGAGGGAAGCAAGAACCAAAAGACAGAAUAUCAAGAAAUCCAAAGCAAAAUUAAUUCUGCUUAUAAAUGGCAGCAAAUAAGCAAAAGCCAGCAAAAGAAAAUUAAAGCCAGGAUUGGGGAAGAAAUAAUUGAAUUAUACGAAGCAGAACAAAUUGAACUCAAUGAAAAAAUAUUAGAAUGCUUGGAAGAUUUGAAAGAUUGA